AAUAUGGCGCAUGCGCUGUUUUACUAAACGGAAGCGCCAUGAAUAGUUUGUAGUUACCUGAAUGCAACUGUUGUCUUUUCGUUUUGAAUUUGCGGUGCUGUGUGUCUGCUGUUACAUUAAUGAAGGAUUUUCAGUGUAAGUGUUGAUAAGAGGGUUGUAUAGACAUGGUGGGAUAUGAUCCCAAGGCUAAGAGUGGAUCUCCUGCCCCAGAGGAGGCAGCCCUGGCUGGUUCAGCUGGUGGGAUGGUUACCAGAGCACUUAUCAGCCCAUUUGAUGUUAUUAAAAUCCGUUUUCAGCUGCAGAUCGAGCGUGUGUCUUCACGAAAGCCCGAAGGAAAAUAUUGGGGAAUAUUUCAGGCAUCCCGAAGUAUUUACUCUGAGGAGGGUCUCACUGCUUUCUGGAAAGGUCACAUUCCAGCGCAGCUCCUCUCUAUGUGCUUUGGGGCCGUCCAGUUUGUCAGUUUUGAGUUUCUGACCAAGAUGGCUCACAAGUCGACGCCAUACGACAGCCAGACUUCAGGAGUUCAUUUUUUCUGUGGCGGCUUGGCAGCCUGCUCUGCUACGGUGGCCUGUCAGCCUCUGGACACACUGAGAACACGCUUCGCAGCUCAGGGAGAACCCAAGGUUUACAGUAACUUGCGGUAUGCCGUGUCCACAAUGUGGCGCUCUGAGGGACCAGUGGCGUUUUACCGCGGCCUGUCUCCUACCCUGGUUGCAGUGUUUCCUUAUGCUGGGCUGCAGUUCUUCUUCUACAAUGUCUUUAAGCAGCUGUUGGCUCCUCCACCUAAAUCCAGAGGCUCAGGAGGAAACAUGAGUAGCCUGAUCUGUGGCAGUGGAGCAGGAAUAAUCAGUAAAUCCCUCACAUACCCCUUUGAUUUGUUCAAAAAGAGGCUGCAGGUGGGGGGCUUUGAGAAAGCCCGCGCUCACUUUGGACAGGUGCGGUCCUACACAGGCCUGAUAGACUGUGCGGUUCAAAUAGUCAAAGAGGAAGGUAUCCGAGGCUGCUUCAAAGGCCUCUCUCCCAGUCUUCUGAAGGCCGCUCUGUCCACAGGCUUCACCUUCUUCUGGUAUGAGUUCUUCCUCAACGUCUUGUGCAACAUUAGGGAGAAACAGGAAGGCCAAAAGGAGAGAUGAUGCAUAAAGAAAAACAACAUAGGAAAUGAGGCAAUCACGCACAUUAUAAACGCACUAAUGCCUUGUUGCACUGAACACGUCACUCAGCUGGGAAACUGGUUUAUUUGGGUUUCUAUGGUGUUUACAAAUGUUACGUGGAUAAAUGACUACAUGAAAUUAUAUGUUGCUGUAUCAUUUACUUUUAUUUUGUAAGCAUUAUAUUUUUGUUGAGGUGUUUGUAUCUUGCUUGAAUCUUGCGCACGACAAUGUCAAUUUUGUUUCAGUGUUAAAUAAUAAAAUUCUAUUGAUAGAUUGUCAUCUGGUGGCGACAAAACAGUUUUCAAGCCAUAUCAGCGACAAAGCAGCUGAAACCUCUCUAGGUCCACUAGGUCGACUAAUCAAAUCAGGUAAAGUUGGUCAUGAACGUCUUUUCCUGAAAAUUCAAUUACUGACCAAAGACUAGGUAGAAAGUUAAGUCGUUUUUUCACACAUGCUGACCAGCAAUUGGUAAUUCUGCAGGGACCUAGCUUGUCCAGAAUGGACAGCAGAAGGAAAUAUGAGUCAAAAAAUGUGUCGAUCGGCCAAACAGUGAGCACCGUUCACCAGAUCCAGUGACUGGCUGCUACACACAUCAGUGUGCAUCUUCAGCCAUUGAUUAGGUUUGACGGUAUAUGUGAGGCUAGUUAAUCUUCAGCAAUUAUCUGGCAUCUCAGAUGUCUCUCAUAUCAGGAAACUGCAAAAUACUGUCUUAUGUAAGCCUAGAAUAUGACUCAGUCCCUAUCAAAUGGGGGCUAAAGUGUGUGUGCAAGGCACUUUCUGUCUGGUAACCCUCACUUGCCACUUUCAGUGAGUCUCUUCUGAUGCCACCACUUAUCCACUUUGAUGGCCAUGUUGGCUGUCCAAAUGCAUUAAGUGCUUGUUAUCGGCCUUAAACCAUCAAGCCUUUCUUGAUGGUUUGAUUUGUGUGAAUUGUGUGGCCUCCUAGAGAGGGCACACAAUUUAGACUGAAAAACCUCAUGGUCCUUGAAACGGACCAAGAGGAUCACUGAUCCUUUACCAUCUUCAGUCUCAUCAUAUUUAUGCUCCAUGAAAUUUAGAACGUUAUUGUGAACUAACGAGAAAUUCUCAUUAAUUAAGAGAACGAUUUCUUAACAUUGGAUUUCCUCUCCACUAAAUAAAUGCUGCUGCUCUGCUUGCUUCUCAGACUCUGGUCCUAGUUCUUCUUUUUGUUUUGUAUCGUAUCACUAUGUCACACUUGUUCUGGAUCCUGUUUUAUCCUUUCGUCUUAUGGGUGUUUCUGUUCUCUGCUCAAAAUGGUUCAGAGAGAUGUCUGCACUUGAAAACGACAGAUUGAAAGUACACCAGAACACAAUUAAAGGGAUUUAUCAAAUGUGGUGGAUUUGUCUUGGCAGAUAAACAUCAUAGUGAAAGUUUAAACUGAACUUUGCACAUUUUCUGCUCAGUUUUACGGCUGUUACCUUGUAUAUUCUUGGACACAUGAUAUUUAUUUUGAUAUUCACUUUAUUUAGUGGGUAAAACCAAAUGGAACCUUAAAGUUUAUAACUUGUUUAAAUGUCUCACCUUGAGUUAAACUUACUGACCAUUUGCUUCAUUAAUGCUUGUGUUUCAUGUGUUUAUAUGGUCUUCAUUUCUUUGUCAAUAAAAUGUACAACCACACUGUUA
Messenger RNA from Xiphophorus couchianus (Monterrey platyfish), 2795 nucleotides. RefSeq names its product solute carrier family 25 member 19 (gene slc25a19). NCBI's taxonomy places the organism in Eukaryota, Metazoa, Chordata, Actinopteri, Cyprinodontiformes, Poeciliidae. The record is from RefSeq and is a predicted model, not a curated record. The coding region runs from base 165 to 1133 and encodes 322 amino acids. The transcript has 7 exons. Gene Ontology annotation, biological process: transmembrane transport.